AUGGCCAUCACUCCAAGCGAACUUCCGGGCCUCAUUUCCCAGCUGUCCGCUCUCGUCAACUCAAAUCGAGAUGGAGCACCAACCCCGGAAAUGGAGCUCAUCGCGGAGAAGAUUCUAUACGCGACGCGGCCGUACGGCAACGACGCCAUGAACCGCAUCUACCCGUACGUUGAAAUCGUGACCAUCAGACUGUUCAUGGACUGGGGCGUUUUCGAGAACAUCCCAGACGAGGGGACUAUUUCAUACGCGCAGCUGGCAAAGAGGGUGGACGCCGAUGAAUCGAUUCUCAGACGUUAUGCCUGGAUUCUUGUGGCGCGCAACAUACUCAUCCAGACCGGCGAGGAGCUGCUAUCUCACUCGGAGGUAUCAAAGAAGUAUAGACCUGGCAACUUGGAAGUGAGACUGGCCACAUUCUACUACGAUGAGAUGUUCCUCACAGCGGUGAAAAUGCCAGAGUACUUCCGCCACUACGGACGCCGCGAGCCGACGCAGCAAAACCACACGCCGUAUUCCUACGGCCACGGUGAGCCGGACAAGACGCUGUGGGAGAUCUGCCACAAGGAGCCCGCGCGGUUGAAGCGGGUGAUGGACGCCAUGGACACGGUAACGCACGGCCCGAUGAUCGGGAAGGAGUACGAUUUCAGCUGGCUCAAGGAGAGGAUCGCGGAUCCGGCGCAGAAGGACAGGAUCCUAUUUGUGGACGUCGGCGCUGGGAAGGGACAUAUUACCAAGGCGAUCCUGCAGGAGAACCCGUUCAUCCCGCAUGACCGCGUGGCGCUGGAGGAUCGGGACGAGGUUAUGAAGCAGGUUGUGGCGAAUCCUGACCCUGGGCUCGCGGGGGUGAAGCUGCAGAGUCAUGAUUUUCACAAGGAGCAGCCUAUCAAGAAGGCAUUCAUCUACUUCAUCUGCCGCUGUCUUCACAACUACAGCGACGAGGUAUCGGGUAAGAUGUUGACACAUCUCAGCCAGGCCAUGGGAUCGGACAGUAGGGUGUUGGUAGCUGAGAUGGUCAUGGAUGACCCGCCGCAGCCGUUGCAGGCCAUGUAUGACUUCACCAUGCUUGACAUUGGCGGGAAGGAGAGAACGGCGAAGAACUGGGCUCAAAUGGCUGCCGGAGCGGGGUUGAAGGUGAACAAGAUAUACGUCGUCAAGACAUUCCAAAACGACAUCUUCUCCGGCGCAUACGUCAAGACCGAAACGCACGACAUAGCCAGCAUCCAAGCGCUUCCCGACAUCGUCAACGUUUGGCACAACCAUGUCGUCAAGCUUGAUCCCGUCAAGGUUGCGCGGUCGUUUAGCGACGACGCGGCUUCGGCGAACUACUCCACGCACCACACGACUGGCGUGAAUAGGCUGCAUGAGAACGGAGUCUUCGGGGAGGGCGCGAAGGUUGGCGUUGUUGAUAGCGGGAUACAGUACUCUCAUCCUGCACUCGGCGGUGGAUUCGGGACUGGAUUCAAGGUUGCUGGAGGGUAUGACUUUGUUGGUGACGGAAACUGGCCUGAUUUGGGCGAGAAGGAGCCCGACGAGGAUCCGCUCGACAUUCUCGGCCACGGAACCCAUGUCGCGGGCAUCGUGGCGGGGUCUUCUACCAAUUUCGUCGGCGUCGCCCCGGAAGCCUCGCUCUACGCAUACAAAGUCUUCACUUCGACAGGCGAAACAGACGAAGCCACACUCAUUGAGGCGUUCCUCAAAGCCUAUGAUGACGGCAUCUAA
Molecule: messenger RNA, 1716 nt
Organism: Colletotrichum chrysophilum
Lineage: Eukaryota; Fungi; Ascomycota; Sordariomycetes; Glomerellales; Glomerellaceae
Exons: 9
Coding region: 1-1716 (571 amino acids)
Biological process (GO): proteolysis
Molecular function (GO): O-methyltransferase activity; serine-type endopeptidase activity
Source: RefSeq, a predicted model, not a curated record